GCUUCUUCCUCUGCUUUCUUAUUGGUUUCAAAUCCACACAGGUACAGAUCGGAGCGGUAUGAUUGGAGAACGCAAGAGUCUAUCAAAUUGUGCACGCAAAGGGAAACUGUAGUAGAUUGAUUUCCAUUCAUUGCUGGUUAUUUAAUAUAGAGUUGUAUAAUAUAUAAAUAACAAAAAUAAAAUAUGCAUCCGAUGCUCCUGGUGCUCUAUGCAUGUAUUAGUUUCGUGCCAUCUGCAAAUGGGAAAACAGUAUCGGGACUUUUCAGAAGCGAGACAGCAAGAGAGAACAUUGGCCAGUACAUUACAAAAUUUCUGUUUCAUGGAGAGAAUGGUUUGAUAUACUGCAGAGUGGAGGAUGUCCAGACAGCUAUCGAAAAGGAAGCUAGACUGAUCCUUUUCAGAGAGCAGUCAUGGCUUAACCUUCUAGAAGGAUACGACAAUCUAAGCUGUUUAGAGCACCUUACAAAUGCACAAAUUUCAAUUACUCUGACUGAGGAAGAGCACAACCACACUAUGUCACAGCUCCAGUUUCCCCAGACAUGGUAUUUAAUGUACGUGGAUCGGUACACCUGCCAAGAGGGUGAUAUCACUGGGGUGUUAAAAGACACUGCAUUUGAAAUAAAGAUGUUUAACCCUGAUUCAGCAGGAAAUCCACUGGAUCACUUCAGUGCUGAAGAGGCUGGUUUACAUGACUUUUAUUUCCUACUCAUACUUGCAUACUUUGUUGCGACCUGCAUCUAUGCUCAGCCACUGUGGCAAACAAUUCGAAAGGGUGGACCAAUGCACACUGUUUUAAAAGUCUUGACCAUUGCUUUGCUGCUUCAGGCUGCAUCUGCUUUCUUAAACUACGCUCAUAUGGCAAGAUACUCAAGGGAUGGCAUAGGAGCACCGCUGAUGGGUAGCCUAGCUGAAUUCUGUGACAUGGUCUCCCAAAUUCAGAUGCUGUACAUGCUUCUGAGCCUGUGUAUGGGCUGGACGAUUGGAAGGAGUCGCAAAUCGCAAAGCAAGCCCCUGCAGUGGGAUACUUCCCCAGCCUCUACUGCCAUAGCACUCUCAGGCGUCAUCACUCAGGGGGCACUGCUGCUCUGGGAACAGUUUGAAGAUGCUGAACACCACAGUUACCACACCCAUGGCAGUAUGGCUGGCUUAUUUCUGAUUGUUUUAAGGAUCACCAUCGCCUUGUUUCUAGCAUCUAUUCUGUAUCAGAUUAUUACAGCAGAGAGAAGCACACUUAAAAGAGACUUUUACUUAAGCUUUGCUAAGGGCUGCUUUUUAUGGUUCUUGGCCCACCCUGCUCUUGUGGUUUUCUCUGUGGUAUUCAGUGACUAUCGGAGAGAAAAGAUCAUUACUAUUGGUGUUAUUCUUUGCCAGUCGAUAUCUGUGGUAAUACUGUAUAGACUCUUCCUCUCACGCAGUCUGUACUGGGAAGUUUCAUCUCUGUCUUCAGUUACACUACCGUUAACCAUGUCCAGUGGGCACAGAGGGCGAUACUACUCUUAACACUGGAUCACAGUCACAAAAAGAGCUUUUAUGUAGUAUUUGCAAUGGUGACAAAUUCUCCCAGGUUUUUCUAAGGCAAGGAGCACUCCAUUUCUGAAGGCCUGUCUUCAUGUGUUGCAUAUUUGGAAAACCAGAAAAGCUCCUGCAAAUGUUGAAGCAGUACAUUCUGCAAAUAUCACUUCACAUCUUGGGUGUGUGUGACAAGAACAAGAUAGAUGGACAAUUUUCAUAAUGCUGUAAAAAUUGAAAUGUAUUUAAUUUAUAAAGCACAUAAUGGAACUGAAUAUAUUGUAUGUGUAUACAUUACGUCUUUUGGAAGUAUUUGAUAAUUAUACAAAAGAUGGAUGUUAUUUUUUGUUUUGUUCAUUUUUUCUUAUAUUACAAUGCUUGGCAUAAAUUGCAAAACUUGCCAAAAAUGAAUGGUGAAGAGCAUUGAGUUUUAUUUCCAAAAAGUAAUUUGCAGAUAGUAUGUGGUAGAGGUUUCCUAUGGUUAAGAGUAUACUUUGCAUAUUUUAAUUAUGUACUGUCAUUGAGAAAAAAAACACUUCUGGUUUAAAAAGCCAUGGCCAGAAACUAGUUACAAAAAUCCUGAAGGACUGCUCUUGAACACUUGAACCAACUAUGUACUUAUGUCUCUUGAAUAAAAAGUUGAAAAAAAUUAAACUUGACCUUAAUAUAUA
Molecule: messenger RNA, 2180 nt
Organism: Lepisosteus oculatus (spotted gar)
Lineage: Eukaryota; Metazoa; Chordata; Actinopteri; Semionotiformes; Lepisosteidae
Gene: gpr180
Product: G protein-coupled receptor 180
Biological process (GO): G protein-coupled receptor signaling pathway; response to pheromone
Source: RefSeq, a predicted model, not a curated record